UUACACAGAUCAGAAGAUUCCCAUAGAUUUUCCCCGCCAAAAGAUCCAUCACUCCACCCCCACCUCCCCCCAGUACAGGGAAAUGACAAAACGUAAGCCCACCACUGCCCCCGCCACCAACGACCCUCCUCACCUGCAACCUGGUUCCCAAGUGGAGAUCAGUUCCAACGACCCUGGGUUCCGUGGUUCAUGGUACACCGGCGUCAUCAUCAAGCGCCCUUCUUCUAAAAAGCCCAACAAAUUCCUAGUCCAAUACACCCACCUCUUCGAGGACGAGGCUGGUACUACACCCUUGAAGGAAACCAUCGACGCUGUGGAUAUACGCCCUCUGGCCCCUCGAGAGUCGACCAGAAAGUUCAAGUUCAGUGAAGAGGUGGAUGCUUAUUACAAUGACGGAUGGUGGGAAGGGGUGAUUACUAAGGAGUUGGAGAAUGGUAAUUUUCAUGUUUACUUCAAGAGGUCCAAAGAGCAGUUGGAGUUUGGAGAGGAGCAGUUGAGACUUCAUAGAGAGUGGAUUAAUGGGUCUUGGACGCCACCAUUGGCUGGAGAUGAGCAAGUUAAGGAGUCUGACAGAGCAGUGACCGAAGCAAAGAUGAAAUUUAACAAAGUUGUCACCCAAGAGAAGUUGAAGCGUGAUAAUGCAGCAAGCAAAAAAAAGUCAAAGUCUGUUUUAGCUGGGAGCGGAGAGAAAUUGGGGUCUGGGAAAAUAACAAUGGAUAAAAUUUUUUGUAAGGGAGCACAUGUUGAGGUAACCAGUGAUGAAGAUGGUUUUGAAGGUGCUUGGUUCGCCGGAACUAUUGUUAAAGUAGUGGGGAAAGGCAGGUACCUAGUUCAGUAUGAGAGCUUGAGAACUGACGAUGACACUGAUUUCUUAAAGGAGGAGUUUGAUGAUCUGCACAUUAGACCUUGUCCACCAGAAAUUGUUAUGGCUGAUCGGUUCCAAAAGCUUGAUGAAGUUGACGCUUUCUACAAUGAUGGCUGGUGGGUGGGUGUGAUUUCUAAGGUUCUUUCGGAUUCAAAGUAUGAAGUCUAUUUUAAGGCUACCAAGGAGGAAAUGAAGUUUGAGCACUCUGAGUUAAGGCUACAUCAGGACUGGAUUAAUGGGAAAUGGGUUGCAGCUUUCCAGGCAUUGAAGUCAUAAGUACUGCAGAAGGGAGAGGUGUCAACAAUACUCAUGCUUGGGGCCUUUUGGUCAGAACCAAAGUAAAGCCAAAUCUUUUCUGGUUUCCAGCUAUUGCAUUUGGUGCUGGUGAAUGCUUCUGUAACCAGUUUUAGGCAUUCUUUAGAGACUUAAAGUUACCUUAACAAGCAAAGUUGAACUUAGUAGAACUUACUUAAACGUCAAUUUGUAUGAAUGGCAUACCACAUGCCUAGUCUUUUCUAUGAAGGAUUAAUAAUGAUGCAUUACUUUUAUCCCA
Molecule: messenger RNA, 1418 nt
Organism: Gossypium raimondii (Peruvian cotton)
Lineage: Eukaryota; Viridiplantae; Streptophyta; Magnoliopsida; Malvales; Malvaceae
Product: protein AGENET DOMAIN (AGD)-CONTAINING P1
Exons: 3
Coding region: 83-1141 (352 amino acids)
Source: RefSeq, a predicted model, not a curated record